AUGGCUCCCGCUUCCGCUACCCAGAAGCUCAAGGAUACUAAAGGCAACUCCCGAGCUUCAAGUGUCUCGAAGGCUGAACCAGAGAGCCCUAGUUCUGAUAGCCAUGAGAGUAACUACUUGAGGGAGCUGCAGAAGAGCCUCCGUAAUGCCGUCAAAAAGCUGAACUCUCUCGCCAAGGUCGACGCAAUCAUCGCCGAAAACCCCAAUAAAUCGCUUGAUGAACUGGUUGAAGAGAAGAAGAUCAACAGCGACCAGAAGGCUCAGGUUCUCAAGAAGCCUACCCUCCAGGCCACUAUCUCCCAGACCGAAGAGCAGAUCGGCCACUACAAGCAAGUCGUUGCUCAGUGCGAGGACCGUUUGGUUGCCCAAAAGGCUGCGCUUGUCAAGGCGCAAGAUGCAGAGCUCGAAGCUGUCCGUAACAACGCGAUUGCUGAUGCGACCGAGGCCUCCAAGGCGGCACUGCGCCAGCAGUUCUAUAACGUGACCAAGUUCCUGUGCGCCGCGGCCAUCCAUCGACGCGAUGGUGAUGCCACCACCACUGAGAGCCGUGCUUUUGAGGGUGUCCUGUUUGAGGUCUAUGCUGGCAAUCAAGCUGCAGUCAAUUCGCUGCUGAAGAUUGCUGAGGGUGUCGAUGAGAAGGUCAAUGCUGUCGAGGGCGAUACACUCGAUUUUACCUAUGGCGAUUUGAAGUUGGCAUCUGACAAGUAUGCCCCUCCCGAGGAGAACGCUGAAGUCGCCCCGGAGACCAACCCCACUACCGACCCUACCAUGGCCAACGCUGGUCUUACUGAGGUUCAAGACACCCCUCUCGAUGCUCAGGCCGAGCUUUCAACCUCUCAGGCUGAUCAGUUGGCCCCUCCUGCUCAGACCCUGGUUUCUGAUGCUGCCAACACUAUUGCGGAGAACAGCUGGGCCCCUCCUCCUGAUGAGAGCGAAUGGGCCAAGCUUCCUCGCAACCCCGCUGAGACUGAAAAUGGGCUUCAGGCUACCCCAGCGAGUGCUGAUGCGGGCCUGAAUAACGGCUCCGCCGGCGCUGAGGUUUCAACCCAAGGGGAUAAUGCAGCUAAGUCUGGUGGACGCCGUCGCCGUGGACAUGGAACCCGCAACGGCCGAGCCCGAGGUGAUACUAAGCGUUCUAGCGAGAGUCGUACUGGCGAGGGUCGUACUGGCGAGGGUCGUACUGGCGAGGGCCGUACUGGCGAGGGCCGUGGACGUGGCGGACGUGGCGGACGAAACGGUCGUGGACGUGGUGGUGCAAGUGGGAACGGAAAUGGCUCUGGCUCGGUGGAAGCUCCUGUUUCCAGCGAGUAG
This is a messenger RNA of Penicillium paradoxum, 1311 nucleotides long. RefSeq lists its product as uncharacterized. NCBI's taxonomy places the organism in Eukaryota, Fungi, Ascomycota, Eurotiomycetes, Eurotiales, Aspergillaceae. The record is from RefSeq and is a predicted model, not a curated record. The transcript is spliced from 4 exons. Bases 1 to 1311 code for a protein of 436 amino acids.